AUUCGAAAUCCUCUGUUCUAAUUCCAACAAUGGCAACGGGAAAUAGAGCGAGACCAUUGCCAAAAUUUGGGGAAUGGGAUGCGACUAAUCCUGCCUCGGCUGAAGGAUUCACUGUUAUUUUCAAUAAAGCUCGUGAUGACAAGAAGACCAAGAAAACCGCUGUCGCAGGACCUGAGAGUAUUGUUUCACCUCCAAGAAAUGAGGAACCUCCAAAAAACAACAACCAUCACAACCGUAAUUCCCAAACCCCACGAUCAAAGAAGAAAUGGCUUUGUUUUCGUUAACUCUCUGGUAGUGGCUCUGUUCUGAAAAACCCAACGAUAAGCAAGCAGAAUCGUGUAGCCGAGUAAUCUCCAACAGAUUAUAGCGACCAAACCUGUGAUCAUCUAAGAUGUUGUUGCAAACUUCUCUUCUUCUUCUUCUUGCUCGUUGAGUUUCUCUUUUCCACUUUGUUUUGGCCACAUUUGGGUAUAUGAUUAUACGUUAUUCUUUCUGCUUCUUAGUUUCAUAAGUAUAUAAAGAUUGAGACAUGUC
Messenger RNA from Arabidopsis arenosa, 534 nucleotides. Lineage: Eukaryota; Viridiplantae; Streptophyta; Magnoliopsida; Brassicales; Brassicaceae. The record is from the annotation of a GenBank genome assembly.